Messenger RNA from Aspergillus steynii IBT 23096, 512 nucleotides. RefSeq lists its product as uncharacterized. The coding region runs from base 153 to 428 and encodes 91 amino acids. The transcript has a single exon. Lineage: Eukaryota; Fungi; Ascomycota; Eurotiomycetes; Eurotiales; Aspergillaceae. The record is from RefSeq and is a predicted model, not a curated record.
CGACAUCACCUACCUCCUCCCCCUCUUUCCUUUGACUGGAAGUGCCUAUACCACCCACCGCAUUCACCUUCCCUCCCUACCACUAUACUACUCCCUUCUCUUUAAUUUCCCCCUCAAACCUCCCUGCCUAAUUCUGACGUACAUUUAUACGAAUGACCUGUGAACGAGCGGAUAGGAACUUCCUUCCUGAUUUUCUCUUUUGUUUUUUUUUUUUUUUUUGUUUCCAAUUCGAAACCAACAAUACCCCCUUUUGCGUUUUUUUUUUUCUAUUUACAUCAUCUUUGUCUCCUAGCUUCCAUGACUUCCUUGACUGGACUUGGCAAUCAAAUAAAUACCCUUUGAUACUUUUCAAUCUUUUGAUCUUUUAUCUUCCUUGUAGAGGGAGAGACAUUACCUUACUCUGGCAUGGGUUUUGUAUUUCAUUUUAGUUCAUGUAUCACGGGAUCAACACAGCAUUAAAGUCAUGGGUAGAGGGUAGAUAGGAAUAUAUCAUUAAUUGAGCAAUAACUGAG